AUGGGUCCGCCCAGUGACGUGGAUGCCGUGGUCGAUCCACGACUACGUGUCUACGGCAUCGGCAACCUAAGGGUGGUAGAUGCGUCUAUCAUGCCAAACAUAAUCAGUGGAAACACCAACGCACCGACAAUCAUGAUCGGAGAAAAGGCGUCGGACAUGAUCAAAGAGGACUGGGGGAUCGACGUUAGGAGAUAG
Acanthoscelides obtectus is the source of this 195-nucleotide messenger RNA. Lineage: Eukaryota; Metazoa; Arthropoda; Insecta; Coleoptera; Chrysomelidae. The record is from the annotation of a GenBank genome assembly.